This is a messenger RNA of Actinia tenebrosa (Australian red waratah sea anemone), 3686 nucleotides long. RefSeq names its product histamine H2 receptor. Gene Ontology annotation, biological process: G protein-coupled receptor signaling pathway, coupled to cyclic nucleotide second messenger; chemical synaptic transmission. Gene Ontology annotation, molecular function: neurotransmitter receptor activity; G protein-coupled serotonin receptor activity. The record is from RefSeq and is a predicted model, not a curated record. Gene Ontology annotation, cellular component: dendrite; plasma membrane. Lineage: Eukaryota; Metazoa; Cnidaria; Anthozoa; Actiniaria; Actiniidae.
AGACUGUCAUAUCACAAGGUUACGUCCACAAAUGAGAUCAGAGAGCGGCGUCGAGAAGCCUUUGCAAUACACGUACUUCAAAAUUUAUAAACAUAUUUUGUGUUCGCCAAGCUAAGCUGAUCGGCGAGCCUUCGUACGUCAACGCUUGUGCUUCAAGCGGGCUGUGUUUGCUUUUCAAGAUCUACAAGCGUCAAACUGUUUCAUCUUAUACGCAGUGCAAGUUUUUCUCCAAGAAAAUCAAGGAUAAAAAGAGCAGUUGAGAGUGAAAGGAACUACACGAACUAGCCAGACGAAUCUUGUGUACCAAGACUCGAUUCUGUAGGAAUAGCGUAGAUCCAUCCGUAAAGGACACAAGGCCGAAUCUACAUCAUUGGAUUCUUAGUCAUGGGGAUUUGCACCGUCUGUGUGUUGUGUCAUUAACGUUAAUGCCACCACGGAAUGUACACUUUGUCGUGAAGCACGCCACAAAAUGUUUUUGAAGGAAAUUUAUAAACAAGUUGGAUUCAAAUACUAGAAGAUAAACUCGGGUUACUUCAUUUAAAAAUUAGCCGAGACGCUUGAGAUAUAACAGAAACGAAGACAGAACACAGAAGAUGGAAGGUUGAACGAGAAAAAGUAUGACAGCUUUGAGAUAGAUACAAGUGUAAAAGUGGUGAAGCCGCACACAUAUAUGGUAAAUUAACGAGGUACUGAGGUAGUCAAGGUGAGAAGCUCAAGUGCAAACACGUCUCAUCCGAUAUUUCUGUUUGAAGAAAGGCAGAGUGAAGCUACGGGCAAUUAAAACCCAAUAUAAAGAAAGAACUAACGGUAAAACAUCUUACGUAAAGCCCUAAAAAGAAAUUUGCCAUCGAAACUUUACGUUGUUGUGUGAAAUUGGAACACAGAAGCUAAAGUUCAAAACCGAAUCAAGUUCUUUGAAACUUGAAUAACUAGCUAAAACUUAGCGUUUAAAGUGUGAAACCCAAGAAAGAUGGCUAGUACAUUGAACAUGAGUAAUACUACUAACACAACUACACCAAAAGAUGGGAAUCUAAUGCUAGAGAGCAUACGGGUCUAUUUUUUCUUGAUCUACUAUGUAAUCCUCCUUGUAAUGACUGUUGGAGGAAACACACUUGUUUGUCUAGCCAUAUAUUUAGAUAGAAGACUACGAAGUUCGACCAACUGGUUUGUGGCGAGUUUGGCUGUUGCAGAUCUAUUGUAUGGCCUAGUAGGCCUGCCGUUUCGUAUCGCCCAAACGUCUGGCACAGUUUUUGAACUCCAUCAAUGCUACACAUGGAUAUGGGCUGAUAUGUUCUGUGCUGCAGCAUCUAUCGCAAACCUGGCGUUGAUAAGCGUUGACCGCUACCUCAAGAUAACCAAGCCCUUCCAAUAUCAUGUGUAUUUGACUCAAACAAGAGUGUUUAUUGCAGUGGGUGCGGUAUGGAUCUACUCUGCUGUGCUUGCGUCGCUAUCCUUGAUUCGAUGGCCCGGUGCACUGGGAGUCUUACUCGACCGAAACGCCUGCUUGAACAUUAACCAAGUAUUUUACACAGUGGCAAACAUUGUCGCGUUUAUUCUGCCACUUGCCAUUCUGGUCAUUAAUUACGUCAAAGUGUUCGUCGAGGCUUUAAAGCAGUUCAACAAAAUGAAGGAAUUGACUGUCAUCAAAUGCAAGGAAGAAAAGCGGAAGCACAACAGCAUCAUGAAAGAUUUUAAAGCUACAAAAACUUUAGCAGUCGUCAUAGGUACCUUCACUAUUUGCUGGUGUCCAUUCUUCUUCCUAUUCACGAUUCUUCAAUACAACCCAAUGUUCCUCAUCAGCCUACCCUACCCUUGGAACUACAUAGUAAUCUCAGUGUUCUUUUCAAUCCUACCAAACCUCAACAGCGCCUGUAAUCCAUUCAUCUAUGCAUACUUUAACAAGGACUUUAGAAGAGCUUUCAGAAAGAUUGUGACGCGCUCCAUGAGCGAACCAAUGACGACUCAGCACGAACAUUCAGGGGAUUCGCCAGCACCUACUGGUCGACGUCGAAGCUCUGUGCUUAACUAUUUUCUACUGCCCAAACACCCUCGACAGAGCCGACAUAGCAGCCAAGGAAACUCGUUGUUCCCUCAGAAUAAUAAUUCUAGCGAUGUAUAGCAAGAAUGUUGAUUGCUAUUCUAAUUUAAGAAAAGACAUGUACAUCAUCUAUCAGAUGCGCAAACUUGUUGCGGCUGUCGUCGAUCAAACAAAUACUUUUUCUACAGAACUGCAAACUAAAAACAUAAAAAUUCCAAAAAACUACAUCAGCCCCUGUUUCAAUUAGCUGCUCUCGUUCUCGAAUGAGUGCCGGCGUCUGAAACAGUCAUACGCGCGAAAAUGUUGUAUUUGGACAGUUUCAGGAAUUGUGGAGUAGAAAUCGACGUUUCUUUCAGCUAAAAUAUUUAGAAGGAUAUGUAAGGGGAGUUUGUGCGUUAAGUACUGCGCUCCACUAUGACAACUCCUUCAACUGGUCUUUUUGACCAGCGACGUAGAUUGCAAGAAAGCCUCGGCGACUAAACUAUCAGGAACAUGUUCUCUACUGAAUUAGUUAAUAGUUAUGUAAGAGCUACAAAUACAAAAUUAGGUUGUUCCUAGCUUGAACUCGGAAAUAAUUAAAUUGAAUGACCAGAGUUCUCGCGUUCAAAGCACUUACAAGAAGAUAGAAAGGGAAAAGACAUGGCCGCCAUGUUGGAUAAACUAAUCCAAGAUGGCGUCUAUGACGUCACGUAAAUGGGACAAAUCAUCUUUAUAUUGGCAAAAAAGCAGAGGAAAAAGUACAAAAGAAGAAACUUAGUAUUUAAAACUACUGUACCAUUCUCAGUCACCGGAAAAAUUACUAUUGCCUUGGAUAGAAACUGUCCUCCGACCGGGAAUGCGCUUUAGACACGGGCGGCAUGGGUCAUUCAGUCUAUUUGCAGCUCUUAACCUAAAAAAAUAGAGGUUUUGCACCAACACGUACUGUGGUCAGAUGGCAGAUAAUAGAAUAAUAGAAUGCAUUUGAUCUCGUGAAUUGAAUUCUUCGUCAUGUGAAACGAUUGUAUUGUCACGUGAUGAUGAAAAACCUUUAUAGGUGAUGUGCAUCAUUUUCAUCAGAAUUUAAGGACCUACUCGCCAUUUUGUUUGAAAUAACAAAAGAAACCAAGAAUGAAGCUUUUGUUCAAGUUCAUCAGAAUGGCGGCUUUGACGUACUUGGUUGAAGUCUUAAAAUCACAUGUGGAUUUUAACAUACGUGUGCAUAUAUCUUUGGAUUAUUGAAUAUCAAAAACAUUAAAUUAUUCAAUAUUUAGCGUCCAUCUUAACGUAAAACCACGUUAAACGGGUAUAUAGUUUAGUUUCAGUUAUAGAGCGGUUUUACUCAUCCAGAAAAUAGUAAUUUAAUACUAAUAAUUUUUGUUUUGAUUACACUAUAUGUUAUGAAUAAUUAACGAUUUUUAGGAAGAUCUUUUUUUAAGAUUAGAGAACUAUUUGCACGCGUUUUGACCAAAUGAGUACGUAACUACUUGGAUUUUAAAGAAAGAAUAAGCUGGUGUUACGAUAGAAGGGUGGGGUGGAGUAGGACAACUAGAUGAACUUACCUCCCCUUUGAGAAAGAUAACAUAGAGAGCCCGAUAUUGAAAGCUGAGAGUGAUUUUUCUCAGAACGUGAAACUGCUUCGUGUAGCAAACUAAGGGUUCGAGUCACUUUG